This is a messenger RNA of Medioppia subpectinata, 672 nucleotides long. NCBI's taxonomy places the organism in Eukaryota, Metazoa, Arthropoda, Arachnida, Sarcoptiformes, Oppiidae. The record is from the annotation of a GenBank genome assembly.
AUGUCGGCAUUUAUAUUAUUUGUGGUGAUUCUGUGCGCCAGUAGUGGUGUAUUGGGUCAGUCAACACAGACAUCAGUGUCUGUUCCCUCUGUCAUCACAACUACCACCACAGCUGAUCCCAACACCAUCUCAACCACUAUCGACCACAAUAUGACCGCAACAACACCUCCGACAACAGUCACCACUUCGGACACUACAUCUACUCAACACACGGUUGUGACCACAACGCGGACUAAACAGAUUAAACCCACGGCACCGAAGGAUCAAAACAAUGUAUGGCUUUAUUUGACACUUCUAUUAUUCCUAAGUCUGGUCAUAGCGACAGCCGUUUGCAUAGCUCUCUGCUGUAUUACCAAACGAUUAUCACAAACAAAGACUGUUGACAGCGAAAAAGAUGAGGAAUCAAAGGAAAAGUCCGAAAGUCCGCGUAAAGAGUCCAAAAAGUCGAAGGAAAAGGAAAAAAGUGGUGAUAAGGAGAGAAAGCCUCCGCCACCUGCACCCAAACCUGCGCCCAAACCUGUGCCGCCACCCCCUGUGCCACCGCCUCCUGUGUCAGCCCCACCACCGCGUGAGCCGUCGAUGAGCGCAGUGCCCAUCAGUCCUAAUGAGCCCCCAAUUCUUCCGCCUCCUAAUGAGGGCAAACCGGACACACCUUUCCAGGGAUUGCCAUAA